Messenger RNA from Rana temporaria (common frog), 2175 nucleotides. It is a transcript of the gene PLRG1, whose product is annotated as pleiotropic regulator 1. The transcript has 15 exons. Gene Ontology annotation, biological process: mRNA splicing, via spliceosome. Gene Ontology annotation, molecular function: protein binding. Lineage: Eukaryota; Metazoa; Chordata; Amphibia; Anura; Ranidae. Gene Ontology annotation, cellular component: catalytic step 2 spliceosome; precatalytic spliceosome; Prp19 complex. The record is from RefSeq and is a predicted model, not a curated record. Bases 93 to 1652 code for a protein of 519 amino acids.
CCAUUUCCGGUUCGGGAACGUCACAUCCGGUGUGGUUUGUGUUGCUACGGCGGUGCAGCUUCCUCUCGUUGAUCCUGUAGUGCUUGGCCAGGAUGUCUCAGCGGGAAUGGGGCGUAGUGGAGGACGUGCAGAAGCACUCGGUCCACACUCUAGUGUUCCGAUCUCUGAAGAGGACUCAUGACAUGUUUGUGGCUGACAAUUCUAAAUCUGUCGCUAUAGAUGAAGAAGGUCACAAACUAAAGAUGUCUGUGAAAUUACGGACUGAAUACGGCCCUGUGCUACACAUGCCCACACUUAAAGAAACCCGGGAGAAGGUCCAGCUUGCCAUUGGCGAUUCAUAUGAGCACUAUACUUCUAAUCAAGGCCUUGAUUCUGAAUACAUGAUAACUGGAACACACCCGUAUCCAUCAGGCCCAGGUCUUGCUUUGACAGCUGAUACUCAGAUCCAGAGAAUGCCUAGCGAAUCGGCCGCACAAUCUCUGGCUCUGGCACUUCCACCUUCACAAUCAAGGUUAGAUGCACAACGCACAGCUGCUAGUGUUGGAGAUAUCUACAGACAUGCUGGAAUUCCUGAACGCUCACAGCCCCCAGGCCUAUCAAUGGCUUCCAUGGAAUCUGGUGGAACAAAAAACUCUGCAUUAGCAAAGAAAGCCCCGACCAUGCCAAAACCACAGUGGCACCCACCAUGGAAACUGUACAGAGUUAUCAGUGGUCACUUAGGAUGGGUGAGAUCCAUAGCUGUUGAACCUGGAAACCAAUGGUUUGUCACAGGCUCAGCUGACCGGACAAUUAAGAUCUGGGAUCUGGCAAGCGGUAAAUUAAAGCUGUCCUUGACUGGACACAUAAGCACUGUCCGGGGAGUGAUUGUAAGCAACAGGAGUCCAUAUUUGUUUUCUUGUGGUGAGGACAAGCAGGUGAAAUGCUGGGAUCUGGAAUACAAUAAGGUCAUAAGGCAUUACCACGGUCAUCUGAGUGCAGUGUAUGGUUUAGAUUUGCAUCCAACCAUUGAUGUGCUUGUGACUUGUAGCAGAGACUCAACUGCUCGUAUAUGGGACAUAAGAACAAAAGCUGGGGUUCACACCCUUGUUGGACACACAAAUGCUGUUGCAACAGUAAGGUGUCAGGCAGCAGAACCACAGAUCAUCACAGGAAGCCACGAUACCACCAUUCGGCUUUGGGAUAUGGUGGCUGGAAAGACUCGUGUCACAUUGACAAACCACAAAAAGUCUGUCAGAGCUGUUGUAUUACAUCCACGACAGUACACAUUUGCAUCUGGGUCACCGGAUAAUAUUAAGCAGUGGAAAUUCCCUGAUGGAAACUUUAUCCAGAACCUUUCUGGCCACAAUGCUAUAAUCAACACUUUGGCAGUGAACUCUGAUGGUGUGUUGGUGUCAGGAGCUGAUAAUGGAACAAUGCACUUAUGGGACUGGAGGACGGGUUAUAAUUUCCAAAGAAUUCAUGCUGCUGUCCAGCCAGGCUCUCUAGACAGUGAAUCUGGUAUAUUUGCAUGCACAUUUGACCAGUCCGAGAGCAGAUUGAUCACUGCUGAAGCUGACAAAACUAUCAAAGUCUACAGAGAGGAUGACACUGCGACUGAAGAAACUCAUCCAGUGAACUGGAAACCUGAAAUUAUGAAAAGGAAAAGAUUUUAAUAAACUGCAUCUGUUUUUUUUUUUACGUUUUACUUUUUUUGUUUAUCGCAGUUUGACAAGCAUGGAUUCUGUUUCAAACAUUCAGCAUAAUUUUGGCUGCGGCUUUUGUCUUUCAUCAUUAUAUUAAAAUACAUCCUGUUAUGGCUAUUUGUUCUGUGAUCCCUGGAAGCCGUCACAAUUUUUUUCCAUGAAGAAAACGUGUAAAAGUCCGAGAUGUCCCAACAUAGAAAGAAAUGCUUGUGUCCUCCUUUCUGGAUUUUGAAGAUCUGAGCUCAUUAAAGAGAACUUAUUAACAAAGAAAGCUCUCUAGCAUACAAAGUAAACCAGCUUUGUAACAGUGCUUUUUCGGCAUAUUCAAAUAUUCCUCUAUUGUACAAAAUUCAUACACCAGCAGGUGAAGAGAUUACUUUUUUUAUUUUUCAAAAGAUGAAGACCAAUCUUUGGUUGCUGCCACCCAGAAGUUUUCUCCGUAAAUGUUUUAUAUUUCCCUCUCUAUCCCAAUAAAAUAGAGACAUGAACACAA